Plasmopara halstedii is the source of this 438-nucleotide messenger RNA. RefSeq lists its product as uncharacterized. The coding region runs from base 1 to 438 and encodes 145 amino acids. Lineage: Eukaryota; Oomycota; Peronosporomycetes; Peronosporales; Peronosporaceae. The transcript has 4 exons. The record is from RefSeq and is a predicted model, not a curated record.
AUGUUUCUUCAGUUCUACCCGAAAGAAACCCGCUUGAUUGCUCCAGCGAAUGUACGACGAGUCGGCUGCAACCGAGCCGAGGAUGCCAAGAAAGAGUGCACUGUGAUGGUAGCAUGCGAGAUGUUCCAAUCUCAGAUCCUUGUCCCUAUGAUUAUCAUGACUGGCCAGCCUGACGGACGCUUUCAAGACGAUUCUAUUCUUGGGAUGGACCUAGCAAAGUCAUGUUCCAUCCAAAACAUUGGAUGGACAAAGACGGGUGCUGCACUUACUUGGAAUAUUUGGCGUCGUGCUAUCCAGGCGAGAAGGUUGGAUUUUACCGUCCUGCAAUUAUGCAACACUACAAGUCUUACUGGCACACCAUCAUUUGAUGAUUUCCCUUUCAGGAUUCUGGGUGCCUUUUUGAGGAAUUCGGAGGACGAGAGCACUUACACCAAUUGA